UCUAACAACUUGUAUAGUAUAAUUUUAAUAUUAAAAUUAUUCUGCCAGUAACAUCGUGAUGAGAAAACUAGUAUUGUGUAUACCGAUAGUUAUAAUGAUGCAUGUCAAGAAGUGUCAUUAUGAAGGUCUUAAAAAGAAAUAUUAUUGCUGUCUUGCCCAUUGUUAAUUGUGAAACAGGAUAAAUUAUAUCCAUAUAAAUUUAAGUCCUUGUUUUUCUAAUAAAAAUGGAAGUUGAAGGAAAAGAUAGCUCACCAAAUUCUUUAGGACAUCUUAAAGUGGCUGCCAAAGAUCGUUUUCAUGGGAAAAAAUUAAAACAAAGUACCCGAGAAUUACUAGAAGAAGUAUGCGAUGAUUUUGAAAAUCUGGAAAAAUAUGCUUCAAGUAUCUCUGAAAGUCAAUCUUCAUGGGAAACAUUUACCAUACUCUCUACUACAACAGAUGAUGUGAUUGAUUUUAACAAAAACUUGAAUAGAAAUUUGACCCAUUUAGAACUAUCUAAUGUCACACCUGUUCCACAAACAGAAUUAUUUAAUAAAACUCGUGUUGUUAAACCAGUAAAGAAUGUGAUAAAUAAUUCUAUGAUUAGUUUUGAGAAUAAAAAGUUAUCCAGUGUAAAGGUCAAUAUUUCAAAAACAGGUUACCAUUCAGAACUUAUUACUAACAAAGCUUUUAACGCUGGAAAUAUAGAAAAAACAAAUUCUAAUAAAGAAUUAUUGGCUGAAAUACUCAGAGAUUUUGAAAACAUAGGAAACUGUGGCGAUAUAUCAGCUCUGAAAAGUAAUAUGGGUACAUUGAUGCCAGACAUGGAAAAGGUAAGUCCUACAACAGAAUCAAAGGAUAACUUGGAAAACACUUCUCUUGCUAACAUCUCAUUACCGAAAACUGAUUUAUCUAAAAAAGAAAACGAACUUGAAACUCUUUCUGAAGAGACUUAUAAAGAUUCAGAAAGUAGAAUUAAAACUAGUUCUAAAGAAUUAUUAGCUGAAAUACUCAGAGAUUUUGAAAAUAUGGAGAAUAGGGACAGUGCAUCAAUUUUGUACAAAAGACCUGAUCAAAAACUUGAUAAUGUAGUUGAGGAAUCAACUGAUUGCUCAAAAGAGAUAUUUGCCAAUAUCGCAGUUAUGCCAAAAUUAUCUAAAAGUGAUUCUAAAUUUGAAUCAAUAUCUGUCCCCUUAAAAAAAAUUUCUUUGAAUGAAGGAAAUAAAGAUGUUUUAAAAAAAGAUUGUUGUAAUUUGUUAAAUCUAAAAAUCUGCAAUAGUAAAUGCCUAGCUGAUAAAACCAUAGGAGCACCAAAUCUGAAUAAUGAUGAAACUCUUAACAAGGGUAUGUCUGAUUUAUUAUCUUUAACAGGGACUGAAGCUGAUUUACUUAAUGAACCUGUAAAUAAAGAAACAGCUACAGAUGAAAACAUUUACAAAAAUAUGCUCGAAAAUGACUUUGUUUCAGAAAAUGAAUUUAUUUCUAGGAUCUUAAUUUCAAAAACUAAUAAAGUGUCUGAUAUGCAGGUUGUCUCUUCAUGUAAUAUUGACUCAGAAGCAAUACUUGUAUUGCCAACAACCUGUGAUUCUCAUCCAUGUACUGUUUCUGAGUUUGCAGAUGUAAACUUACUUCAAACAAAUAAUUCCUUUUCAGAUACAGUCAUUAAUUUGCAGUUAAUAAAAGGACAAACAGAGAAACAAAAUCUUGAAAAUGGGACUAAACAACAAAGUUCCGAAUCUGCUAGUUCAUUUCAAUCACCAAAAAGUUUGAUUGAAAUUACUAUAAAAUCAUCUUCUCCAUCUGAGACAUAUUCUCAAGUUUAUAAGAGCAAUAAAUCCUUUCCCCAAAAACCGAAUUCUGUUAAUGAAUUAAUAUCAAGUUACAGUGAUCAAGAUAGUGAAAAACAAGAUUCAAAUGAUAAUGAAUAUUUUCCGCAAAAUGUUGAAAAACAUCAACCGCAUGUCACUCCAUUUGAAAAGAAGACAGGACAAAAAGAGGCCAGAAAAUAUAGUGGUAAUAAAAG
This is a messenger RNA of Parasteatoda tepidariorum (common house spider), 2002 nucleotides long. RefSeq lists its product as uncharacterized. NCBI's taxonomy places the organism in Eukaryota, Metazoa, Arthropoda, Arachnida, Araneae, Theridiidae. The record is from RefSeq and is a predicted model, not a curated record.